Molecule: messenger RNA, 2260 nt
Organism: Quercus lobata
Lineage: Eukaryota; Viridiplantae; Streptophyta; Magnoliopsida; Fagales; Fagaceae
Product: LOW protein: PPR containing protein
Exons: 4
Coding region: 126-1559 (477 amino acids)
Molecular function (GO): protein binding
Source: RefSeq, a predicted model, not a curated record
CCACUAACCUGCGCCUAUCCUCGUCUUCCUCAGAACCUUACCCAACCAACAUAACUGAAUAAGCUACCAAACACAGAAACACUCCCUCCAACUCAACCAACCUUAUCCUUCACCCCCACAGCGCAAUGGAGCCCAACGCUCUCACUCUCACUAACCUACGCUUGUCCACCACCUGUUCGACAAAAUUCCCCAGAGACCAAAACCAGACGAACACACCAAAAUCUUAUGCCCAAAUACCGAAACGAAGCCCCGGACCCGUCUCAAAAGGGCUCCAGAAGGACUCCAAGAAGGACUUGUCUCGGAUUCUGAGAACUGAUGCUGCUAUCAAAGGCAUAGCGAGGAAAGCCAACUCGAGAAAGUACACACAGUUGUGGCCUAAAGCUGUUCUGGAGGCCUUGGAUGAGGCUAUCAGAGAGAAUCAGUGGCAGACUGCUCUUAAGAUUUUUGGAUUGCUUCGUCAGCAACAUUGGUAUGAUGCAAGAUGCCAAACGUACACAAGGUUGUUAGUGAUGCUUGGCAAGUGCAGGCAACCUGAGCAGGCAAGCUUGCUGUUUGAGAUCCUGUUGUCUGAAGGGCUCAGACCUACUGUUGAUGUCUACACUGCUCUUCUAAGUGCUUAUGGGCAAAGUGGCUUUCUUGACAAGGCUUUAUCCACUCUUGAUGAUAUGAAAUCGGUGUCUGAAUGCAAACCAGAUGUAUAUACAUAUUCCAUUCUUAUUAAUUGUUGCACUAAAUUUUGUCGUUUUGAUCUGAUUGGACAAAUUCUUGCUGAGAUGUCAUUUCUGGGGAUCGAGUGCAGCACUGUGACAUACAAUACUAUUAUAGACGGAUAUGGUAAGGCAGAAAUGUUUGAACUAAUGGAGAACACAUUGACAGAUAUGAUUGAAAGUGAAACCUGCCUUCCUGAUGUUUUCACGUUAAAUACUUUAGUUGGGGCUUAUGGGAAUAGCGGGCAGAUCGAGAAAAUGGAGAAGUGGUAUGAUGAAUUUCGGCUAAUGGGGCUAAAGCCAGACAUUAAGACAUUCAAUAUUCUGAUCAAAUCAUAUGGUAAAGCGGGCAUGUAUGAGAAGAUGAGGUCUGUUACGGAUUAUAUGGAGAAGAGGUUUUUCUCUCCAACAACCGUUACUUUUAAUACAGUCAUUGAUGUAUUUGGAAAAGCUGGAAAUAUUGAGAGGAUGGAUGCAUACUUCAAGAAAAUGAAGCAUCAGGGAAUAAAGCCCAACUCUAUUACCUACUGCUCUCUUGUUAGAGCUUACAGUAAAGUUGGGCUUAUAACAAAAGUUGAUUCAAUUUUGAGACAAGUAGAGAAUUCUGAUGUAAUACUAGAUACCCCUUUCUUUAACUGCAUUAUCAGUGCAUAUGGUCAGGCUGGUGAUGUGGAAAAGAUGAGAGAGUUGUUCUUGGAAAUGAAAGAGAGAGAAUGCAAACCUGAUAAUAUCACCUUUGCUACCAUGAUCCAAGCUUACCAUGCACAAGGCAUGACUGAGGCUGCUGAAAAAUUGGCGAAUAAGAUGAUUGCCACCAAAAAGAGCACUGGCACAAGGUUGAUUGGUCACUAACAUGACAUAGUACUUUGGAAGAGCAAGCUUCACUAAUAGACAGUACAUAUGUCCAAAGGUGGUCAGAUCUUGGAAAGAAUUAUACCUUCCUUGUAACCAGCACUGUCUCGGGCAUGUCCAUGAGAAUACAUUACCAUAGGUUAAUGGUGAAGGUAAAUUUGACAGUGCACGCAUGAUGGAAAUUUCAAGGGGUAGGACAGGGGAAGGGAGAGUGUAUGUGCAUGUAUGAUUGGAGCAACCUCUUUCUAAUUGGGGCAUGGAAAAUUCAAAUUGAAGGGUAGCUUCUAUAUGUGUGAUAGGAGCAGGCAUGCUUGAACUCAUGUUCAUGCUAUGAACGUACUGUAAUGGCAACUUAUAGAUCGAUGGGGGGCAUGAUGAGAGAGGACAGAACUUAGAAGGACUUGCAGUGAAUGCAUUUGUGACUAGGACGUAGAACACACUUUGCUGCAUGCAUCAAAGACAAAUGACACCGACAAUGAGAAAUGAUUUGGUCUGAGGUUGAAGGUGUUGCACUUGCAGCAGUGACAGGAAGACUAAAAAGGCCAUUCAGGUUGGUGCCAUGGGACGUAUAUUUAACAGAAGUUCAGGCAUAGUGAUGCAAGUGCGUAAAAAUUUUUACCCUGCCAACCCCAAAUAUUUGAAAACAUGUUUUUGUACAAUUCAUUACCCCAAGAUAAAUUAAGAAAAAGGUUUUCUGUACA